AGGCAGAGCCUCCGCCGUUACCGCCCUACAGCUUCUCCCAGGACGCUGGGACGCACCGCCACAGUGACCUAUGUCGCCCGGCCUCUGGCCCACGCCUCAAUGUCCCCGGCUUCACGCUGACAAGGGCUGCGCGUGAUCUUGGCUCUGCCGCUGCUAAAGAGGGUGCUUCCCCACCCCGCAACCGAGGCACGGAAAGGGGAAGCCCUGGCCUCGGGGCCACUGUGCUCGCUUUCUCCACGUAGUGGCGAGCGCGGUCGCCCUGAGAGGCUCCUGGCGCGAUGAGCGCCAACGAGGACCAAGAGAUGGAACUGGAAGCCUUACGUUCUAUUUACGAAGGAGACGAAAGUUUCCGGGAAUUAAGUCCAGUUUCAUUUCAAUAUAGGAUAGGUGAAAACGGUGAUCCCAAAGCCUUCUUAAUAGAGAUUUCAUGGACAGAAACGUACCCCCAAACACCUCCAAUUAUAUCUAUGAACGCUUUUUUUAACAACACCAUCUCAUCAGCUGUAAAGCAGAGUAUAUUAGCCAAGUUACAGGAAGCAGUAGAAGUUAAUCUUGGAACCGCAAUGACCUAUACAUUGUUUGAGUAUGCCAAAGACAAUAAAGAGCAGUUCAUGGAAAAUCACCGUCCUAUUAAUUCUACAACAUCCAUAAGCAAUAUCAUCUCAGUUGAGACUCCUAGUAUAGCCCCAGCAAGUAAGAAAAAAGACAAAAAAGAACAACUUUCAAAAGCUCAGAAACGUAAGCUGGCAGAUAAAACAGAUCACAAAGGGGAACUUCCACGAGGCUGGAACUGGGUUGAUGUUGUAAAGUUAAGCAAAACUGGCUCUAAAGAUGAAGACUAGCACUUGGAAUUUGGCGUAAACAGAGAACAUCUUUCUAAAAGUAAACUGGGUUCAACAUCUUUCAUUACUAUUUUCUGGUAUUGAGGUGGCUUUUUAUAAAAUACAGUUUUGUAUGUUUCUUACAUAAUAAAUGUAAGUGGAAAGUUCAUGUAGAGAACUGGUUGUAUUAAAUUAUUUUCGGAAAUUUGCCUUAAUCAGAGGUGAAAGUGUUACUGUUUAGUAUACUUUAUAAAGCCUGUUGAGCUUUGUAAGUGAACAAAUAUGGGGAUCACCAGUUAAUUUCUAUGACCUUAUUCUAGUGGGUAAUUUUUGAAGGAGUGUGAAGCCCUCUUCAAACUAUUAAAGCAGAAUAUUGAGUGUAUAGUUCUUCUUAGCAUGAGUCUUAUUAAUAGGCUUCUUAUCCUAAAUAAAGUCUUCAUCUCUUGUUUUGCUUAAUUACUGAAGCAGAAAUUACUUCAAAGAAAUUUAAAUACUGGUAUUUGAACUUUGUAUCAUACUCUUUAUAGUUACUUUUUAUUUUUCAACAGUGCACUCCCUCUCGAUUGGGGUCAAGACAUUUGAUCAUGUGAGUUUUCAGUGAUAUGUACAAUAGGACAGUAUAAAAACCAAUCUUCCAGAUGCAUUAGAAAACAUUUUCAUAAGCAAGGUGUGAUGGUGCAGGCCUGUAAUUCGGCCUGUAAUUCCAGCAUCCUGGAAACUGAGGCAGAAAGAUCGUAAGUUGGAAGCCAGCCUAGAAUGCUUAGGGAGAAUCUGUCUAUAAAAAAGACAGAAAAAAGAAGAAGAUGGUGUAAAUACUAUUUAAGACAUUUCUCUUUGCUGCAUAUACUAGUAUGGGAGUAAAUGAUGCCUUAAUAAUUAAUUUUUGUAUUGUUGGAGACAACAAUUUUAAUAAAUUCUUAUUUAUCUGCUGUUGUGUUUUUAAUUGUUGGAUAACUGAGGUCUUUAAAUGGGUUCAACACACAACUACAUUUCAAAUCUUGUUUUUGAAGUGUUCUUUCAAGAUUGAUGUAUUUAUCAAUCUCUGCAUCUUUUUAAUACACAAGAAAAGUCUUUCAAAUGCUGAACUGUUAUACGUGUUUUUUAAAGUCAUUGAUGAAACUAUCGGCAUUGUUUUACUAGGAGAAGUCAUCGAUGUGUAUGUGUGGUUCACAGUGACUUUGUGUAGCCCCUCCAUUGUAAGAAUUUAGAACUUCUGUGUACCUGGAAGGGUAGGUUGUUAGUAUGUCAAGUUAUACUUGUGCAGUUUGUGUCUGGGGUUUUAAACAAGUUACCUUACCAUAAGAGCAAUAUCCUUGGUUUUUACAAAGUAAAGUUUCGUUCAUUUAAAUUGUUUGAAAUUGUAAGUACAAUUACAGUGAAGAAAUUUAAUCUUUUAAAAGCUGAAUCACAUUUUGUUCCUUGAAUUAGUAUUAAUGUACCAACUAGAAUAUGCCAACUUGUUUUCAGGGCUGUAUGUGUGUGAUUUUCAUUAUGUUGAUUUGUUCUGUUUCUGAAGAAACCUCUGCUAGUGAAGAAAAACAUCUUUGUUUUGCUCUUAAGAUUUUGAAACUGUUCAGGCUUAUCAUGGUUGCUAGAUUACAAAGAAUAAUACUAAUUGAAUUCCAGUGAACUGUUUUUACUGUUUUUAUACGAAAUGUACAAAUUUCUGGGGGUGGUGGUGGCCGUGGUGCCUCUUAUUACCUGUGUCAAAUACUUGAACACUUCCAUCAGUAUCGCCAUCAUCUGUUUAAUACUCCCAGUAUAUUUUCUCAAACUCUUUACCUAAAAUUGUGUGGAAUGAUACAACUAAAUAAGCAAUAAAGUCUGAAUUACAAUAA
This is a messenger RNA of Cavia porcellus (domestic guinea pig), 2659 nucleotides long. RefSeq names its product RWD domain containing 4 (gene Rwdd4). Gene Ontology annotation, molecular function: protein binding. Bases 279 to 842 code for a protein of 187 amino acids. The transcript has 7 exons. The record is from RefSeq and is a predicted model, not a curated record. NCBI's taxonomy places the organism in Eukaryota, Metazoa, Chordata, Mammalia, Rodentia, Caviidae.